This is a messenger RNA of Penicillium antarcticum, 279 nucleotides long. Its product is annotated as dolichol-phosphate mannosyltransferase subunit 3. Lineage: Eukaryota; Fungi; Ascomycota; Eurotiomycetes; Eurotiales; Aspergillaceae. Gene Ontology annotation, cellular component: endoplasmic reticulum membrane; dolichol-phosphate-mannose synthase complex. The transcript is spliced from 3 exons. The record is from RefSeq and is a predicted model, not a curated record. The coding region runs from base 1 to 279 and encodes 92 amino acids. Gene Ontology annotation, biological process: GPI anchor biosynthetic process.
AUGACGCGCGCUCUUCAAGCCCUCUCCGUUCUCCUCCUCGUCUCCUCCCUCUACCUCGUCCUCUACCUGGGCCUCGUCCCCCUGAAUGAAACCUUCCAGACCGAGGUUAUCCCAGUUCUCCCCUUCUACGCCGUCAUCGUUUUCGGAUGCUAUCUCCUCGGCCGUCUGGGCGUUGCGAUCUUCACGUUCAACGAUGUCCCCGAGGCACACGCCGAGCUACAGAAGGAGAUCGAGCAGGCCAAGAUCGAGCUGCGCCAGGGCAAGGUUGAGGUCGACUAA